Molecule: messenger RNA, 2162 nt
Organism: Sorghum bicolor (sorghum)
Lineage: Eukaryota; Viridiplantae; Streptophyta; Magnoliopsida; Poales; Poaceae
Product: protein NRT1/ PTR FAMILY 5.10
Exons: 4
Coding region: 272-2059 (595 amino acids)
Biological process (GO): transmembrane transport; oligopeptide transport
Cellular component (GO): membrane
Molecular function (GO): transmembrane transporter activity
Source: RefSeq, a predicted model, not a curated record
AGGUCAAACGAACAAGUAUAGGGUGUAGUGAAUUAUUUGAGAGUGGAAAAUUUAUUCCAUGAGCGGCAUAAAUAAGGAGACGACAAAUACAAUGCAGCAGCCUUUUAUUAUCUAUCCGGUUACAGAGACUACAGCCACAACAUAAGGGUUUUUUUUUAACUCAAUAUCAGGGGUUUACGUGCAGAGCGAUAUUUUUUUUUUAUUGAAACGUGCAGAGCGAUAUCAUCCUGCAAACACCAACCAGAGCGUUUGGUGUUCACUGUUCACGGCAAUGGCAGGUAGGAGAGGGUUAUCAGUUAUCACUGUCAGGAUGGAACACGCUCUGCAGUUGUAUCAUCAAGACGAGGUUCAGCUACACAGACAGCACGCUGACUUCGAACAGUGCAACAAGGCAGCGCAGCAGCAACAGCGAGGCUGCGUGAUGGAAGAGGAGAUGGAGGCGGCGCUCCUGCCGCGGCCAGAGUCGCCGCUCUGCGCGGUGGACCACCUCGGCCGUCCGGCCUCACGCGGCGACUCCGGCCGUUGGCGUGCUGCGCUCUUCAUCAUCGGCGUGGAGGCGGCGGAGCGGUUCGCCUUCUUCGGCGUCAUGGGCAACCUGAUGAUCUACCUGACCGGCCCCCUCGGGCAGUCCACGUCGUCGGCCGCCGCGGCCGUCAACGCGUGGCUUGGCACCGCGCUCCUGCUGCCGCUGCUCGGCUCUGCCGUCGCCGACUCCUGGCUCGGUCGGUACCGUACCAUCGUCUGCGCGUCCAUCCUCUACAUCAUAGGGCUAGGGAUGCUCACCAUCUCAUCAGUUCUUCUGCCAUCAGAGUCUGUGGGCAGGCCGAAGUAUUCGUCUUCUGUUCCUAUGGCUCUCUUCUACCUGUCCCUCUAUGUGGUGGCAUUUGGUCAGGGUGGCCAUAAACCUUGCGCCCAAGCAUUUGGAGCAGAUCAAUUCGACGAGAAUGACCCUGCAGAACUGGCCUCCAGGAGCUCUUUCUUCAACUGGUGGUACUUCGCUGCAUAUGGUGGCAACGCCGUCACCGUGUCGAUACUGAACUACGUGCAAGAAAGCGUAAGCUGGCAGUUUGGGUUUGGGAUCCCAUGCCUUGCCAUGAUAAUUGGCCUUGUUCUCUUUGUUAUGGGGACCAAGACUUACCGCUUCUAUCCUCUCAAGAGCAGUGGCAGUGGAGGCCUGUUUCAACAAGUCGGCAGAUCGCUUGUGGCAUGGCUUGCGCCAUGGUGCGCAAAAUUACCUGAUGAUUCUCACAACUCUCUGCCAUUGUCAUUUGAUAGCGAUACUAGCAACAUCGGAAGCUCAAAUUUUCCUCAUGAUGAAGCCACGGCAUUGCUCAAGCUGUUCCCUAUUUGGGCCACAUGCCUGAUUUACGCUGUUGUUGUUGCACAGUCCAUUACUUUCUUCACUAAGCAGGCAAGCACACUGGACAGGAGGAUAGGUAGCAUAGUAGUCCCAGCUGCUUCCCUGCAAAACUUGAUCAGUGCUUCAGUCAUGGUCUCCCUGCCAAUCUAUGACCGGAUCCUCCUGCCCAUGGCCAGAAAAUACACCAAGAACCCUUCAGGCAUCACAAUGCUGCAAAGGAUCGGUGUCGGGUUGGCUAUUUCGACAGCCAUGGCCGUCAUUGCUGCACUCGUGGAGACAAGGAGGCUCAAGGUGGCUAGUGACUAUGGCCUACUGGAUAACCCUCAAGAUGUUAUUCCUAUGAGCUUCAUGUGGAUUGCCCCUCAGUACAUUAUGGUUGGAUUCUCUGAUGCUUUCGCCAUUGUUGGAUUGCAAGAACUGUUCUAUGACCAAGUGCCUCAUAGUAUACGCAGCUUGGGCUUGGGUUUAUACUUCAGCAUAGUUGGGACAGGGAACUUCAUCAGUAGCUUUCUUGUGUACACCAUUGACAAGGUGACCAGUAGCACCGGAGGAAGCUGGUUCUCCAACAACCUAAACCGAGCGCAUCUGGAUUACUUCUACUGGUUUCUUGCCGUCCUCAGUGCUUUUGGCCUGGCUGCUUACAUGUACUUUGCACAGAUGUAUGUGCAUAAGAAAAAGGCUUCUAUUUCAGCACAAUAACUGCACAGAGCUGAUAAGUCUUGCUUCAAGUGCCUGUGGGCUCUCUCUUCAUAUUGAUUAACUAGAAAUAUAACCAGGAUCUGGAUCCUGCAUUUGUCCAUCA